Messenger RNA from Morchella importuna, 345 nucleotides. RefSeq lists its product as uncharacterized. Bases 1 to 345 code for a protein of 114 amino acids. The record is from RefSeq and is a predicted model, not a curated record. NCBI's taxonomy places the organism in Eukaryota, Fungi, Ascomycota, Pezizomycetes, Pezizales, Morchellaceae. The transcript has a single exon.
AUGCAGAAGGCAGGGAUAUCGUACUCUGGAAUAAAAAGAGCGACUGGGGUAAAGAAGAGGACCGCUAUCAAUAUUGUGAAUCGGGCUAAAUCCAGAGCUGGGAAAAAUGCGAAACUUCACAAUCUUUUGAGUAAGGAGAAGGUAGAACCAACACCCAAGAGUGGCCGACCCGCAACCAUUUCUGAACGGGAUAAACGCUACCUUAUCCGUCUAGUGGAGCGUCCAGAGAAUCGCCGAGCAACACUGCCUGAAAUUGCAGAUAUUUCAGGCUUGCAGAUCAGCCGAGAGAGCGUUAGAAAGAUUCUGAAGGAUAGUGGCGGAAACCUAGACGGAAACCAAUUUUGA